Vicia villosa (hairy vetch) is the source of this 612-nucleotide messenger RNA. RefSeq lists its product as uncharacterized. NCBI's taxonomy places the organism in Eukaryota, Viridiplantae, Streptophyta, Magnoliopsida, Fabales, Fabaceae. The transcript has a single exon. The coding region runs from base 1 to 612 and encodes 203 amino acids. The record is from RefSeq and is a predicted model, not a curated record.
AUGAAUGGUAGUCCAUAUGAUGACUUUGUGACCGCGAAAGGGCUUAGGCAAGGGGAUCCAUUUCCCCAUUUCCUAUUUUCAUUAGUUGCAGAGGGUUUAGCAAAGAUGUUGGCCAAGGCAUCAGAAGUAGGAGCAUAUAGCAGUUUCAGAAUCGGCGAGUCUUGGGCGGCGGACUUGUUGCAGUUUGCAGAUGACACGGUAAUCAUUGGGGAAGAUAGCUGGAACAACUUGUGGUGUACAAAAACAGUGUUGAGAGUUUUUGAUUUGGCUUCCGGUUUACAAGUUAAUCUAGCAGAGAGUUGUUCGUUAGGAGUGCAUGUCGAGGACUCUUUUAUGCAAGCAACUUCAACCUUCUUGUGCUGCAGAAUUGGUAAGUUCCCUUUCAAUUUUUUGGGCAUACCAAUUGGGAGCAAUCAUAGGAAACUAUUUGUUUGGAAUCCGGUGAUUGAGAAGAUGCGAAACAUAUUAUCUUCGUGGAAAAGUAGGCUGUUGUCUAUUGGGGGAAGAAUCACACUUAUAAAUUAUGUCCUCAAUGAAAUUCCAAUUUAUUUUCUGUCAUUCUUUAAGAUCUCUAAGGUAGUACUUAAAGAGAUGAUCAAAUUACAACGAUAA